CGGAAAACACUGAAUUUAAAAAUUAAUCACUUUGUCUCUGUUACCAACGCCUUCGGUUUCUCAUUUCUCCCUUCAGAGUUCAGACCGCUCCGAAUCUAUAACCCCAAAAUCAGUUUCAUUUGCCGAAGAAAAUGAAACCUUUCUCUCUCUUUCUGUCUCAGUCAUGAUCAUCUUGUCUUUGUCUGCAAAACCUUUUGAGAACUCUUAAUGCUUUUUCCCUAAUUUGAUCUGCAGCAUCUGUCUUAGUCCAAAGGACUUGUCUUGUUAUGUUUUUUUUUUUGUUUUUGUUUUAAAGGAUACAAGACUUAAACCUUAAGCAUAGUUGAUUGUUCUGUUCCUGAAACUCCGAUUUAAGUUAUUAGAUCUGACCUCAGCUUAGGACUAAACAAGCUUUUUCUUCGCUGCCAUGCUAAAAGCAAUAAACAGUAGUAAAAAAAAAGAAAAACCUUUUCUUUUUAUUCGGUUGGUGCAUUGGUUGUUGGUGUUCUUAUCAACUUUCGUCUUCUAUUUAUUAGCUUUUGGUUGUGGUUUUGUCACUUUCGUUUCAAGUUGCCCAAAUUCUGAAACUUUGCUGCAAAAAAUCUCUAUUGCGUCGGGUUUCUGAUAGAUAGGCAAAACUUCUGUAUCCUUGGGGGGAUGAAGAAAGUGUAUAGGAAGCUGAUUUGGAUGAGAGACCCAUUAACGAGGGUGAAGAGACACGUUAGUUCACAUUCAGGGUUCAGGGUUUUCAGAGAUAGAAACUGGAUGUUCCCGUUUCUAGCGAGCUUGGUUUUGUCGGUUACUCUCUUAAUGUCUGUCCUUUAUGUUCAGUUCGACAGUUCUUAUGUGGAAGAAGAACCAUUGUCUUUUGAUAGUGUCUCUGAAGAAUUAAAAGAUUACUUUGUAGAAUCACAUUUUAGAAAGUCUUUGAAUUCGACGGGUGAUUCAAAUUCUUCAGAGGUUCCUAAAUUAGCUUAUCUGAUCUCUGGGACGAAAGGUGAUAGUCAUAGGAUGAUGAGGACUUUGCAAGCUGUGUAUCAUCCAAGAAAUCAGUAUAUUCUGCAUUUAGACCUUGAAGCUCCACCUAAGGAAAGGCUUGAGCUAGCAAUGUCUGUGAGGAGUGAUUCGACUUUUCGUGAAGUCGAGAACGUUCGUGUUAUGUCUCAGUCUAAUCUGGUUACUUAUAAAGGCCCUACAAUGAUUGCUUGUACGCUUCAGGCCGUGGCCAUUUUGCUUAAAGAAAGCUUGGAUUGGGAUUGGUUCCUCAACCUUAGUGCCUCGGAUUAUCCUCUCGUCACACAAGAUGAUUUGUUGUAUGUCUUCUCAAAUUUGUCUCGGAGUGUCAAUUUCAUUGAGCAUAUGAAGCUUACCGGGUGGAAACUGAACCAGAGGGCCAAAUCAAUCAUUGUUGAUCCUGGCUUAUACUUGUCAAAGAAAACUGAAAUUGCUUGGACUACUCAACACCGUUCACUUCCUACAGCUUUCAAGCUGUUCACAGGCUCAGCGUGGGUAGUUCUGACCAGGUCUUUUCUUGAAUACUCAAUCUUGGGAUGGGAUAAUUUCCCGAGGACAAUGUUAAUGUACUACGCCAACUUUGUAUCCUCUCCAGAAGGAUAUUUCCACACACUCAUAUGCAACACCGAAGAGUUCAAGAGCACAGCUAUUGGUCAUGACCUGCACUACAUUGCUUGGGACUAUCCUCCAAAGCAACACCCAAAUUCUCUUUCAAUGAAGGAUUUCGACAAUAUGGUUAAAAGCAAUGCCUCCUUUGCUCGAAAGUUCCACAAGAACGAUCCUGUACUAGACAAGAUCGAUAGAGAGCUCUUAGGUCGCACUCACCAGUUUUCCUCAGGAGCUUGGUGCAUUGGUACCUCGGAAAACGGCGCUGACCCGUGCUCUGUUCGAGGGGAUAACUCAGUUUUGAAACCAGGACCUGGUGCUGAGAGAUUAAUGGAACUUGUUCAGACACUUUUAUCUGAUGAGUUUAGAAGAAAACAAUGUUCAUAAGAGGUAAUGGUUUCAAGCUAAACAACAAAUUGUACAUUCAUUUUUGUUUUAGUUGUACUCAUAGGUCAUAGGGUUCCAUACAAUGUUAAACAAAACGAUUUGUGUCAGUAAAAAAGAUCGAUAUAAACGCAA
This is a messenger RNA of Capsella rubella, 2118 nucleotides long. Its product is annotated as beta-glucuronosyltransferase GlcAT14B. The record is from RefSeq and is a predicted model, not a curated record. NCBI's taxonomy places the organism in Eukaryota, Viridiplantae, Streptophyta, Magnoliopsida, Brassicales, Brassicaceae. Bases 637 to 1986 code for a protein of 449 amino acids. Gene Ontology annotation, cellular component: membrane. Gene Ontology annotation, molecular function: glucuronosyltransferase activity. The transcript is spliced from 5 exons.